GCUGCCCCACACGCGCAGAAGGUUGCGGGGCAGCCCCACACGUUAAGUAUGGCCCUCUCCAAGGAGCAGAUGCAGGUCAUCGCGCGCAACGCGACGCUGCGAGGCAAGACCCCAGAUACGAGUAGAAGGAGCACGCCCAAGAACUCCAGACCGAACAGCGCCGCGUCUACGGGUAGGAGAGUCAUGGAGACGACGCGACGGCCGACGACGCAAGAAUAUGCUGGUUUGACAGCACGACCCAAGGACGACGAAGUAGUACUAGUCUGCCCCGAGAACACGGUGCCCGGCGAAGCGCUCUUCUUCCGCGACGGUGGAUUGAAAUGCAAGACCAAGGUCCCGCCAAACGUGCGACCCGGGCAAAGGUUCAAGGUCCGAAAGUCCGAAUGCUCCGUCAACGGCCAGCCCGCCAAGAGACCGCCGCGACCGUCGCGGGCCCAGUCGGCGCCGUCGCGACGAGACCCGAAGCCCAAAGCCUUCCAAGCGCCCCUCAAUUUCCCGGAAAAGAAGCCUCCGGCCGACCCCUACAGUGACAUGGACAAGAAGGACCCGUACCGAGAUCCCUUCGUGCGCGACCUGCCGAACGUGACCUGGAAGGACAAGCAGCUCAUCGAAGAGUACAAGAAGCGGCGCGAUGCGGGUCUGGUUACUGAUGAGGCGUAUUGGCAGGAGCAGGGCUUUAAAGCGGUGGGCGACCCCUCGAAGAUCUCGGAAAAGAAGAAGAAGGACUACGGCUUCGGCGCGCCGAAGUGGAGUCCCUACUACCGUAGUAAUCAAACGAAGGAGCAGAUCGAAGCCAUUGCUGCUGCGCCUGUGGAGUCGGCUCUCGGCGACCAGGAGUGGUGGGAGCAGUUUGGGUUUAAGGGGGCCGUUUCGGAGGAGAAGAAGCGGGACUACGGGAAUGGGGUGCCGGGCUGGUCUCCUUAUAGUCGCGUUCGAUCAGGUGGCCCGUUGGUUCGAACCGGUCUCCCGGCGGACGCGUACUGGUUCAGCCAGUUCGGCUUCAAGAUGGGCCAGGUCUCGGAGGAGAAGAAGCGCGACUACGGCUUCGGCAUCCCCUUCUGGUCGCCGUACAACCGUCCUAAAGGUGGACAACGCGCGGCGUCGGCGCCCCCCACGCGCUCGUAGUCGUCACAAGGACGACGGCACGCGUAAGUCACAAGGACAAGAACAUUAGCUAAACAAAGGGGUCGCGUCUACGGCGUGGAGCGGGGUCGCCCACGCGUGCAAUCGCGUCGACGGCGCGGACCAACGUCGCC
This is a messenger RNA of Pelagomonas calceolata, 1256 nucleotides long. NCBI's taxonomy places the organism in Eukaryota, Pelagophyceae, Pelagomonadales, Pelagomonadaceae. The record is from the annotation of a GenBank genome assembly.